UUUCCCAUUUAAACAAACACAGCGUUGAAGAUGGCGGAGAGUUAAUAGCGAAACGAAGAAGAUAUCGGUGCGCUCACAGAGAUACAUCGAUUUGACACCAGCGUAGAAGACCAGUAGACCGGUCCAGAAUAGGACCAUUAUCUCCAAGAGAGAACUCGUCUCGUCCACUCCAAGCUCCGUCACAAGGUGCUGAUAUGUGUACACGAUGAGCGGACUGGGGGACAACUCCAUGGAGCCUCUGAGCUCGGAAAACCGAAAACGCAAGCUCUCCACCUGCGACACGCCCAGUCUGGGGUGUGAGCGAAGGCGGCGGGAGCAGGAGAGUAAAUACAUUGAGGAGCUGGCCGAACUGAUCUCUGCCAAUCUCAGUGACAUCGACAGCUUCAACGUCAAGCCAGACAAGUGUGCUAUCCUCAAGGAGACUGUGCGCCAGAUCAGACAGAUCAAGGAGCAGGGCAAAGCGUCCUCCAACGAUGACGAUGUUCAGAAGUCAGACGUGUCCUCCACGGGACAGGGGGUCAUCGACAAGGACCACCUGGGGCCGCUCCUGCUGCAGGCCCUGGAUGGCUUCCUGUUUGUGGUGAACCGGGAGGGCAGCAUCGUGUUUGUGUCUGACAACGUGACCCAGUACCUGCAGUAUAAACAGGAGGAGCUCAUCAACACCUCCGCCUACAACAUCCUCCAUGAGGACGACAGGGAGGAGUUCCACAAGAACCUGCCCAAGACCAACGUGAAUGGGGUGUCCUGGGGGGGGGAGGCGCCCCGGCAGAAGAGCCACACCUUCAACUGCCGCAUGCUGGUCAAGUUUGGCAACACCCACGGGCCUGUAGAGGAGGGGCAUGGAGGACCGCACUACGAGACCAUGCAAUGCUUCGCCCUGACCCAGCCCAAGGCCAUGAUCGAAGACGGGGAAGACCUGCAGUCGUGUAUGAUCUGUGUGGCCCGUCGUGUGACUGCUGUGGAGAGAACCGAGAGCUUCAACACCCGACACGAGCUUACAGGUAAGCUGAUCCAGAUAGACCAGAACUCUCUGCGUGCGUCGAUGCGUCCUGGCUGGGAGGACCUGCUGAGGCGUUGUAUUCAGAUGUUCCUACAGCACAGCGACGGACAGCCCUGGUCCCACAAACGCCACUACCACGAGGCCUUCCUGCAGGGUCACGCCGAGACCCCCCUGUACCGCUUCUCCCUGUCAGACGGCACCCCUGUCACGGCCCAGACCAAGAGCAAGCUGUACCGCCACCCCAUGAGCAAUGAACCCCAGGGCUUCAUCUCCACUCACCUGCUACAGAGGGAGCAGAAUGGCUAUCGCUCUGCCCAGACUGGGGGCAUGAUGCCUGGGCCUAUGAGGCAGCAGGGCAUGGGGGGCCCCAACCCCAACGCCCAGAUGAACAUGCCCCCUGGCGCAGGGAUGGGGAUGGGGGGUAUGAACCGGGGCUAUGGGCCCAUGAAUGAACAGAGCCACAUGGGACAGAUGGGAGGGGUCUCAAUGUAUGGAGGAAAUGGAGGUGGGGGUGGGGGUGGCGGUGGAGGCAUGGGCAACAGAAUGAUGCAGAUGAAUCAGAUGAAUCAAAUAAACCAUAUGGGCCAGAUGAACCAAAUGAAUCAGAUGGGUCAUCAGAUGAACCACCCAGGUCCAGGGAACCACCCAGGCAUGCAGCAUCCCCAGCACCCACAGCAGCACCCCUUCCAGAGCAGUGGGGGGUACGGACUUGGGGGUAUGAGCAGCCCCUUGGGGAGCCCCCGGAUGAGUGGCCCCCAGCAGGGGUUUCUGAUGUCCCCCCGAAAUCGAGGCAGCCCCAAGAUGGGCGCCAGUCAGUUCUCUCCUGGAGGCAUGCACUCCCCCAUAGGCCCUCAUGGAGGAGGAGGUGCGGGAGGAGGUGGCUCCUCCUUUUCCAGCAGCUCCCUCAACGCCCUCCAGGCCAUCAGCGAGGGGGUCGGGAGCUCCCUCCCUUCGACCCUCGCCUCCCCCUCCCCGGCCCACAAACCAGACAGCUCCCCCAGCGUCCACUCCUCCUCUCAGUCCUCCCAGCCAAGCCAGCCGGCCAAACCAGGCCCGGACGGCUCCAAAAGCCCACCUGGUCCCGGCGAGCACCACCACCCCCUCCACCACCACCACCACCACCACCCACACACCCAGGCAGAGGGCUGCGGAGACAGGUUGGACAGCCAGGCCACGGCAGGCAGCAAGGAGCCUGGAGAGGGGGCCAGCGAGGCUGGGGUGGCCAGCUCAGAACCCACCCGGAGAGUCCCAGACAGUAAGGGCCAUAAGAAGCUGCUGCAGCUACUGACCUCCCCCACUGAGGAGCUGGGGUUAGGGGGAACUGGUCCGGCCUUGCCCUCUAUACCUCCCCCACCAGUCAGCAGCAACAUCCCAGCAGGGUCCGACACUAAGGACCCCACAGGAGGCAUGACCAGUCCUUCCUCUACCGGAGUCUCCUCCUCUUCCUCGGCCUCCACCAUUCAGGGCCCGGYGUCAGGCCCAGGUGGCGCUGCUCUGGCCAAUGCUCUGGCCUCGGCCCACUACACGGCAUCGCUGCAGGAGAAGCACAAGAUCCUCCACAAGCUGCUGCAGAACAGCAACACGCCCGACGAGGUGGCCAAGAUCACAGCCGAGGCAACUGGGAAGGUGACACUGGGGGACCAGGAGGUUCCAGGGGAGACGGGGGCUGCGGGAGGAGGAGCAGGAGGAGUGACUGAGCCCAAGCAGGAGCAGCACAGCCCCAAGAAGGAGAAGACCCACGCGCUCCUCCACUACCUCCUCAACAAGGACGACACUAAAGAGCCCGUGGACGUGAAGCCCAAGCCUGAGGAGCUGGAAGGAAAGGGCCCCCCAGGAGCCACUGCCGGUCCCCCAUCCAGAGGCCCUGGACCCACCCCUGAACAUCCAGAAAGCAAGAUCAAGUCAGAGCCACCUGAUGAGUUGGAGAACCUGGAGUCCAUCCUGGGAGGUCUGAGGGGUUCUGGCUCUGAGUUCUACCCCGAGCAGGGAGGAGGAGGAGGAGGAGGGGCUAAUGAAGGAGGGAACAAGGCCCAGGGUUGCCUCGAUGACAACCUGCAAGGGAGUCCGGGGAUGGCCCCUGGCCAACGAGGCCCCUUUCAGAGGGCCAUGUCAGUGGACGCCAAGCCCCCCGGUGGUCCUGGAGGGGCGGGGAGGCGCCCCAUGCUCAUCAAACAGGAGAAUAUGUUGAGCAGCCCAGACGGAUACCCAGGGAACAUGGGUGUGUGUCCGCGAGGCGUUGGAACAAGGCCGAUGAACAGGGGCAUGGGGGUUCCCCAGCGCUCUCCCAUGGGGGGGUCAGGGGAUUGGGGGAUGCCCCGCUCCAGCGCCAGCCCCGUGGGCUCAGCCGGUCACCCUUCUAUGAUCCGCCCUGGCAUGGACUACAACUCCAAAGGCAUGAUGGGAGGGCCCAUGGUGGCCAGGUCCAACAGUGUUCCUGGCACCAGAUCCAUGCUGCAGCAACAGCUGAUGGACUUGGGAUGUUCUGGUGAGAUGGGGAUGAGUCCGUUCAGUCAGCAGGGCCAGCCCAACCAGUCUCCCUCCUGGCCUGACAAUGUGAUAGGCAUGGAGGGCAACCACAACAGGCGUCAGUUUGGGAACGCCCUGGACGAGCUCCUUGCUCCGCCCACCACCAGCGAGGGCCAGAGUGACGAGCGGGCGCUGCUGGACCAGCUGGACUCUCUGCUCAACAACACGGACGGCAUAGCCCUGGAGGAGAUCGACCGGGCCCUGGGCAUCCCMGACUUGGUCAGCCAGGGCCAGGGUCCAGAGCAGCACGGUGAGCCCUUCCCCGGCCAGGACCCCUCCAUGGUGCUGGAGCAGAAGCCUCUGUACGGCCAGGGCUACCCCGGCCCCCCCUCCAUGGCCAUGCAGUCAGCCUACGGGGGGAGCCCCAUGCAGGGCCAGCUCCAGCAGGGGAGCUUUGGCCCCAUGCUCUCCCAGAUGGGCCAGGGGGGCAGCUUCGCGGGGAUGGGGGGUAUGGGUCACCCUCGCGCCAACAUGAUGAGACCCAGGAUGAUGAGCGCCACCAAACCUAUGAGGCUUCAGCUGCAACAGAGAUUACAGGGCCAACAGUUUAUGAGUCAGACUCGGCAGGGGAUGGCCAUGAAGAUGGAGAACCCUGGAGCGGGUAACCCCGGAAUGAGGCCGGGCAUGCAGCCUGGCAUGGGGGCACAGCCUGGCUUCCUGAAUGCCCAGAUGAUGGCCCAGCGUAGCAGGGAGAUGGUGACCAUGCAGAUGAGGAGACAGAGGAUGAUGAUGCUCAUGCAGCAGCAACAGCAGCAGGCGGCAGCGGCCGCCGCCGGGGGGUUCAGCCCCCCUCCCAACGUCACCGCCCCCGCCGGCAUGGACACCCCCAUGGGAGGCCCCAACAUGGGCCAGCCGGGCCCCCAGCAGUUUGGCUACGGGGGAAACUACGGUAUGACCCAGCAGGGUGACCCGUCGUUCGGCCCUGCGGGCGGCAGCCCCCCCAACACUAUGAUGUCAGGCCGCCUGGGUCCUCAGAAUCCCAUGAUGCAGCAGCAUCCCCAGGGCGGACCCAUGUACCAGAGUGCUGAGAUGAAGGGCUGGCCGCAGGGAGGCAUGGCCCGCAACAGUACGUACACCCAGCAGCAGUUUGCCCAACAGGGUAACCCAGGACAACAGCAGUUUGCCCAACAGGGUAACCCGGGGCAACAGCAGUUUGCCCAACAGGGUAACCCGGGGCAGCAGCAGUUUGCCCAACAGGGUAACCCGGGGCAAUACGGGGGCAUUAUGAUAAACGGGGGCAUGCCUGCCAACGGAGGAGGGGGCCAGAUGGGGGGCCAGAUGGGGAUAAACCCCAUGGUGAUGGGACGUAUGCCGAUGGGGCCUGAUCAGAAAUAUUGCUGAACCUGAGACCGAGGCGUGUGGUGGAACAGAAACGGACUCAAUGUGAUCCCUUUCAGAGAGAGGAGUGCAGUGCUCAGUGUGUGCCGGACCAAACGUGCGUGUACGUGUGAGUGGUAUUCUACUCCCACCAGUUGGGGGUGCUGUUCCUCUGAACUCAAGGACAGUCUCACAAAACAAGACCGAGGACACACUCUAUUCUACAUGCACUUACAUGAGACACGCCAUGACCCACCAACACACACACACACACACACACUCAAAAACAGUCAUGUAUG
Salvelinus sp. IW2-2015 is the source of this 5142-nucleotide messenger RNA. Its product is annotated as nuclear receptor coactivator 3. NCBI's taxonomy places the organism in Eukaryota, Metazoa, Chordata, Actinopteri, Salmoniformes, Salmonidae. Gene Ontology annotation, cellular component: nucleus. The record is from RefSeq and is a predicted model, not a curated record. Gene Ontology annotation, molecular function: protein dimerization activity; nuclear receptor binding. Gene Ontology annotation, biological process: cellular response to hormone stimulus; positive regulation of transcription by RNA polymerase II.